AUGGAUAGUAUAGCAGAUGAGGCUGUGAGCCUUGCGCUGGCGCUUCCUAAUACGUUUGACCGCCAAAAAGUUUUGGCAAGUCUAAGUGUCGAGCUUGCGAAUCGAUUUGAGCUCACAGGUCAAUUGGAAGACCUGAGUGGCUCCAUCAAGGCUUCCAAGGAAGCAAUUGGUCUAGGGCAGGCAGAAGACUCCCAGCAAGCAAUAUGGUUCACCAAUCUGAGUGUCAACCUGGGAAGGCGGUAUGAUCGUUUAGGACAACAGGAAGAUCUAGAGGAAGCGGUCAGAGCGGCUGAGGAAGCUGUGAGACUCAGCCACACCGAACAUCCAAGCAGGCUGUUCUGCCUUUAUAAUCUCAGCAACAACUAUGGAAGACGUUACACUUCUUACGGCCGAAUGGAGGAUUUGAAAAAUGCAAUCUGUAGGGCAGAGGAAGCAGUACAGAUCGUGGCAGCCGACGAUCCAAUGUUAGCCUUGGUUAUAAAUCACCUGGGGCGUGUGCUUCAUGUUCGAUACGAACGAACAGGGGAGCUGGAAGACCUGCAAAUGGCCAUCCGACACGCAGAGAAAGCGGUGCAGCUUCUUCCCAGCGAUCAUGCGCAUCUACCUCAGUGCUUAUCCGAGUUAAGCGGAAACCUUGGCCUGCGAUACCAGCGGACUGGAGCUCUGGAAGAUAUAGACCAGGCAAUAUUCAGGGAAGAACAGGCCCUGCAGCUCACACUUGACAAGGAUCCGCAGCAAGCACAGCAAGCUCGAUAUUUAAACGGCCUGGGCAACCUGCUGGAAAGCAGAUACGAGCGCACCGGCCAGUUGCAAGACUUGGAAGCCGCGAUUAACAAAGCAGAAAUGGCGUCAAAGCUGCUACCGAAAGGCCAUCCGUUCCGGGCCUUGUAUCUCAGCAACUUAAGCAACAAAUUCGCCAUGCGAUAUGAGCGAACCGACCGACUGGAAGACCUAGAAGAAGCUAUUUCUAAUGUCCGAGAAGCGGUGCAACUGCCUCGAAUUGAUGAGCACGGCCUCGCAACAUCACUUAGCAACCUAGGCGUGCAGCUUCGAUGGCGGUACGAGCGUAUCGGCAAUAUGGAAGACUUGGAAGAUGCGGUAGCGAAAGCACGAGGAGCGGUACACUUGACUCCACCUGGUCAUUCUGAUCGGGCUCCGAUGAUGAGCAACCUAGGCUUGGUGCUUCAACGACGGUAUAUGAGCAUCGGGCAGACGUCAGAUCUCAUAGAAGCAAUUGACAUCGAGCAAAUCGCCGUGCUUCUUACCCCAUCCGAUCAUGCCAGCCUUGCAGGCAGGCUCAUCAACCUGAGUACGAAGUUUCAGAUGCUGUUUGAUCGAACUAAGCAAACAGAAUACCUUGACGAGGCUAUCAAAAAAGCAGAACGAGGAGUGCAAGCAACACCUUCAGAUCAUCCAGACCUGGCCAUGUACCUGAACAUACUAGGCCGCCAGCAAUACAAGUCGCCGAACCCAUUGCACCAUACAAGGGCGCUCGACUCAUUCCUCCGGUCCUGGAGUUGUGUCAAUGGUAUCCCUUCAAACCGGCUCCCCUCUGCAGUAGCCGCAAUCAAUCUACUUCAGGACCAGCAAGAUUGGAGCCGAGCUAGUGAGAUAGCGAAUGAUGCUAUCAGGGUUUUGCCCAUUGUCAACAAUCGGUCUCUGGCUCGAGACGAUCAACAGCACGCACUAUCUAUGUUUGCCGGGCUUGCCGCGACAGCCUGUUCUUUAUCUGUGCAAGCAGGGCGAGAUGUGAGUGAGGCGCUAGAAAUCCUGGAGCUCGGACGUGGCGCGAUCUUGGGACUUUUGAUCGACGAUCGUCGUGAUAUCUCGCAACUUUUACUGUCAUGUCCAGAAGAAGCGAAACUUUAUGAAAGUCUGCGGGCAGAGGUCAAUGUGCCGGCGGGAGAUCCACUCGAUGCUGGAGGACAGCAGCAGAAAGCCAAAUCUCGACAGGAUGCCGUGGUGAAUCUGGAGAAGUGUAUCCAUCGCAUUAGGGCUAUUCCCGGUCACGAAAGGUUCCUGCUAGGCGCUACUGCACAGGAAUUGCAACAGCAGGCCAAAAAUGGGCCUGUUGCGAUAGUCAACGUCACGCAGCUUCGUGCUGAUGCUAUACUCGUUUCCAAGUCAGGUAUCAACCUGGUACCUUUGCCAGACUUUUCGUUCCAGAGCAUUCAAGGAUGGAUUGACCUGGGUCUUACUAACUUCACUCGAAGUGACUAUGGAAAGAAGAACAAACUUUAUCGGGCAUUCCUGGCGUGGAUCUGGAAGGCAUGUGUCCAAGUGGUGCUGGAAAAGCUGGCGGACGAGCCACAGACGGGGGUGUCCAAAAGUCAUUGUCGUCGCAUGUGGUGGAUUGGCACAGGCGCCGCCUGCACGAUUCCUUUUCAUGCCGCUGGAGAUCAUUCCCCCGGCUCUGCACAAAAUACGUUCAGCCAUGCGAUUUCUUCCUACACGCCAACAAUCAAGGCGCUCGAUUUUGCCCGAGAACGAAUUGCGACAACCCGUGUGGCUGACAUGACUGUUGCUACUGCUACUGUCAACAAGAAAGCCCUCGCUAUAGUGUUGAUGCCGGAAACUCCAGGAGAAGCCGAUCUACCGUACGUCACUGGCGAAGCGAGCAACAUCCACACAUCAGCCGCAUCUGCUUUCAGUAUACAGGAGCGCAGCUGCCCCGAUGCCGACGAGGUGCGGGAGCGGCUGCAAGAGUGUCACAUCUUCCAUUACGCUGGACACGGCCUAUCCAACCCUAAGGACCCCUCGGACGGGUGCUUGGUGUUGCAGAAACGAGCGCAGCCACCCAGCAAGCCGAUCCAGGAUCGCCUUACGGUUGGACAAAUUUCAGAUAUGUAUUUGCCCCAUGCCCAUCUCGCCUAUCUCUCUGCUUGCUCGACAGCGGAGAACAGCGCGACGGGAUUGUUGGACGAAGUCAUCCACCUGGUAAGCGGCUUUCAAGUGGCCGGAUUUGGACAUGUGAUUGGGUCCAUGUGGCCAUCGGCGGACGGCGUGUGCGCAGAGGUGGCGCGAGAUUUUUACGCGAAGCUUUCCCAGGAAGACAAAAUGUUGAGCAGAGAUGGAAGUAUAGCAGCGGCGUUGCAGGCGGCUGUGAUCAAGGCGAAGGAAAGAUACAGUGGGCAGCCUUUGCUAUGGGCCCAGUAUGUUCAUUUCGGGGCUUGA
This is a messenger RNA of Cladophialophora psammophila CBS 110553, 3174 nucleotides long. RefSeq lists its product as uncharacterized. The transcript has a single exon. The coding region runs from base 1 to 3174 and encodes 1057 amino acids. Lineage: Eukaryota; Fungi; Ascomycota; Eurotiomycetes; Chaetothyriales; Herpotrichiellaceae. Gene Ontology annotation, molecular function: protein binding. The record is from RefSeq and is a predicted model, not a curated record.